Molecule: messenger RNA, 1885 nt
Organism: Rhododendron vialii
Lineage: Eukaryota; Viridiplantae; Streptophyta; Magnoliopsida; Ericales; Ericaceae
Product: embryonic protein DC-8-like
Exons: 3
Coding region: 235-1107 (290 amino acids)
Source: RefSeq, a predicted model, not a curated record
UUAUUCACAACAACGUAAAAACUCACUACUCACUCGGAUCCCCACCCCAUACAUUUCAUACUCUUUUUAACUCUUAUUGUCAAGAAAAACGAUAAAACCAAGUUUUGCCCAACAGUCCACUUCAUUGUCUCUGUACACUUUACUGUUGUUGAGCUUUCGGUGUUUAGAUUUGCCGGAAAAAACUAGAGAGAGAGAGAGAGAGAGAGAGAGAGAGUUUUUUUUUAGGAUAGUCAAAUGGCAUCAAGGCAAGAAAAAGAGCUCAGUGAUAUAAACAGAGAAAGGAAGGAGAGAGAGCACGAAGAAGAAGAAGAAGAUAGACGACCGAAAAUGGAGUCUCAUGACCGUGAUUACUACGAACAAGGACAAGAGGAAAGGCCCGGCGUCAUCGGAACCAUACUGAAAUCGGUGGCCGAAACUCUCGAAAGCGCCAAGGAGGCCGUUAUCGGCAAAUCUUACGACGAGCUGAGGGAAGGCGGGUACGAGGAGCAGGCCCAGGAGGAGGAGGAGGAAGAGAGAGGGAUUACGGAUAGGGCAGCAGAGAAGGCGGGAGAGACGAAAGAGGCGGUAAAGGAAAAGGCCGAAACGGCAAAGGAGAUGGCCAAGGAGACGGCUGAGUUGGCCGCGGAGGAGACGAAAGAGAGAGCCAAAGAGAAGAAGGAUAGUGGCGUGGGGAAGAUUUCGGAGAAGGCGAAAAGGGCUAUGGAGACGUUGAGUGGUGGUGGUAGGAGGCAGGAUGAGAGCCAAGAGGAACCUAAGGAAAAAUACAUGGAGACGGAGGAUGGAGCCAGACGGAAGAUGCAAGAGUUGAAGCUGAGAGAGGAGGGGUACGAUGAUGAGGAGAGGAAGAGAGCAGAGGCAGAAAGGGAAACUGCAGAGGACAGGGGGACUGCAGGGACGAGAAACAUAUUCAGCGCGAUUGGUAGCGUGAAGGAAGCUAUAAAGGAGAAGCUAACAAUGCCGAGUGACAUUGUGGAAGAGACGCAGGCAGCACGUGAGCAUGGCGGCACAAAGAGAGCAACGGCAGAGAAGGUGGUACUAGAUGCUGAAGGAAACCCCGUUGAUGAAUAUGGUAGGGUGCACUUGCAACGUGUGGAGCGCCGGGAAUAGAAUGCAAAAGCUUCUUAUGUUUACCCUAUGUUGAGUGCUUCGUAUGUUUUACUUGCUUGUUUUUUCGUUUGUAUAGCUUUGGGUUUUGUUUGUUCUUCCGGUUUUGGGAAAUAAGAUUUUGUACAUUAUGCAUGCGUAGCUGGUCUCCAGCUAGGGUGUGGAAAUGAAGUUAUGUAAUAAUACUACUAGUUACUGUUUAAUAUGGGUUACAUACAGAGACUUCAGCUGAACAAGGGAGAGAAUCGCUCGGCAUUGGAGGCCUCGGUACAACGAUGUGCACUUGCAGCUAAUUUUUCUUGCUCAAAUCGAUGUUCAAGUAAUCUGUGUCACAUAAAAUGUCUCUCUUAUUUCACUGACCGAAAAGGAAACAAGAAAAAUAGAAAACAUCAUCGUUUCAAGUGUAUGGGUAUGCAGUGUAGUAAUUAUAAUGAGGUGACCAUACUUGCAGAACAAUCGCUUUAAGUUCAACUAGUGGAACCGAACGAAAAACCCGAGCUCGAAUGUCCAAAUCGAUCUUAUCUUAGGAGACACGACACAGGUGAAGAUCCGAAUUGAAAUGGUAACGGUGGGAUUGAUCCGAAUUGAAAUGGUAAUGGUCAGAUUUCGAUUUUGGUUCACGCUCCAAAUGUACCCCGAGUGCCCCCGUCUCAAACUCAGUUGAGCAGACCUUUUGCUCAUCAGUUGAUAUUAGCUACUGUGGCCUUACCCACAUUGCUGAGCGGUUUUUGGGCCGUUAUUCAAGCCAUUACCGAGACGUUUUUGGUCCGUUUCUGGGACG